Molecule: messenger RNA, 1211 nt
Organism: Hemiscyllium ocellatum (epaulette shark)
Lineage: Eukaryota; Metazoa; Chordata; Chondrichthyes; Orectolobiformes; Hemiscylliidae
Gene: mlx
Product: MAX dimerization protein MLX
Exons: 8
Coding region: 28-816 (262 amino acids)
Biological process (GO): regulation of transcription by RNA polymerase II
Cellular component (GO): nucleus
Molecular function (GO): protein dimerization activity; RNA polymerase II cis-regulatory region sequence-specific DNA binding; DNA-binding transcription factor activity, RNA polymerase II-specific
Source: RefSeq, a predicted model, not a curated record
CAGGGGGUCAGGGGUCAGAGCGGCGCCAUGACGGAGCAGAGCGGCGCGUCCGAAGAUCCAUUUGGGAGGACUGACUCCUCGUUCAGCGAUAAUGGUUUUGAUUCCGGGUUUUUUGCUGACAAUACUAGAAAAGGAAGCGUAGUGUCAAGAGCAAAUAGUAUAACAUCAAACACAGGCUCCACCAGUGCCUCCUCUGUACCUAACACAGCCGAUUGCAUGACAGACAAUGAUUGUUCUCCAACUGCAGAUGAUGAAGAUAGUGAUUACAGGCAGGAAAUUGCCUAUAAAGAAACUUAUAAAGACCGACGGAGACAGGCUCAUACGCAGGCUGAACAAAAGAGACGAGAUGCCAUCAAGAAAGGAUAUGAUGAAUUACAGUCAAUCGUCCCUACGUGCCAACAGCAAGAUUUCUUGAUUGGAUCCCAGAAGCUGAGUAAAGCCACAGUUCUUCAGAAAACUAUUGAUUAUAUUCAGUUUCUGCACAAGGAGAAGAAGAAGCAAGAUGAAGAACUCUCCACUCUGCGCAAAGAUGUCAUGGCUCUAAAGAUUAUGAAGGCGAAUUAUGAAGCGAUUGUAAAAGCCCAUCGGAGUAAUCCUCACCAAGGCAAGGAUCAGGUGACUGAUCAAGUCAAGUUCAGUAUAUUUCAGAGCAUCAUGGACUCCCUGUUUCAGACCUUCAAUGCCUGCAUCUCUGUGACCAGCUUCCAGGAGUUGUCAGCUUGCGUCUUCAGCUGGAUUGAGGAACAUUGCAAACCACAGAUACUGCGGGAGAUCGUGGUUGGGAUACUGCAGCAGUUAAACAGUCAGCUGCAAUGAGUUGCCAGAUGUUUAUCAUUGCUGAACUGAGAGCAGAAUUAUAUUCUGAAAUUUCCAAAAAUAUGAAAUGAGCUCUGAUAUCAGUGAAAAAUUAAUAUUGAAGCAAAUGGCUGAAAGAAUUUGCACUUUUUAUUCUAAUUAAAGAUGUGAAUUCACGGUGACACUUUGAAAAUGUUCAGAAAAACAAAUAGGUUCAUUAUAAGACCGUGUGAGCGACUUGUGGCAUAGUUAGUAGUGUCCCUGUGUCUUGGCUAGUAGGUUCAUGUUCAAGUUUUACCUAACCUGGAGAUGUCUCAUGAAAAAAAAUUGUUAUAAGAUGUUUAGGCAUUGUGCCUUUGAGAGUGCUCUGCCAUUUAAUAAGAUUAUGGCUGAUCAUCUGUCUCAGCUCCACUUUU